Cynoglossus semilaevis (tongue sole) is the source of this 3372-nucleotide messenger RNA. Its product is annotated as sporulation-specific protein 15-like. The transcript has a single exon. The coding region runs from base 709 to 2382 and encodes 557 amino acids. NCBI's taxonomy places the organism in Eukaryota, Metazoa, Chordata, Actinopteri, Pleuronectiformes, Cynoglossidae. The record is from RefSeq and is a predicted model, not a curated record.
CAAGUUUGGCAAACCUGUCACUUGAAGUUGGUGGAAUUUUCAAAUGCAUAAAUUCAUGUUACCUGGUUGAUGGUACAUUUUGAAAAAAACUAGGACAAAGGGCACUGAAAUGUGUGCUUUCGUCAGGAUACCAAAAUCUGCUUUGGAAAUGCUGCUGUUUAAUGACAAGGUAAAUUCGAUUCAACUGAAGAAAAAGAUGAAGGAUUCAUACCGCUGCCUUAGAUAUUUUUUUAAUCUUAAUGAAACCUAGCCCAGCCCAGGCCUAGGUUUAGUCCUUUUUUUAAACUUUCACAUUUUCCCUUUAAAAAAUAGUCAACAGAUGACUGUAAAAUUUGAAAGAAAUAUGGAUUUGGUUAGUACAAGCCAAAUGAUCUCCUAGAAAAGUACCAAAAAAGAUCUAGAAUGUUCUGAGUUCCACAAAAUAAAACCAAUUUAGGGCCUACCCCAUACAAAGUCAUUGGUUGAACAUUCUGUCCAGCUUUGAAGAGCCCAACAUCAAAGUCAUUCAUGCGUGACCUCAUCAAUUUGCCCAGAGAAGAGUGACUUUGUUUGGGUGUUGAGAAGGGAUGUGAAGUGACAUCAGAAUGUUAAAUGUUGUAAAAACAUGCAUAAAUAGAGAAGGCACCUGAGAAAAAAAAAAAAAAGUGGUUGUGAACAUUCAAGAAGAAUUCCGACAAACUUUUCCCCUUCAACAGACAGAGUUAUUGAAUGUCCAUGGGCAAUAAAGAUGUCAUAAACAACGCUUUGUCCAAACCUUGGACAGACAUCACAGAGGACAUGGAGAACACUAACAGGAACACUACAGAGAAUCCUUCUAAGGCAAAGCAACAUAUUAGCGGUAAGGAUGAACGAGUCAUUCAGGGCACCGAGAAAAUGGAUACACAGCCAGGUGACCAGAAGUUUCAGUUAGGCUCAGUCCCCUUCUCCAAAGACAAAAGUGCAAGAACUCAGACCUUUGCUCGAAGACAGAAAGAUGAAGGUAACAGACUAAAAGGUGCCACAAGGCACCAACGGGGUUCUAAAGAAACUCAGAACCAAAAAUUAGAACGAGAGAAGGAGAUAGAGCUUCUCCAGAGUAAAGUCACCAGGCUUUCUAACUUGCUGGAGAAGGAAACAGGGAAGAAAAAGUCUGUCCUGGCAGAUCUUCAGAAGGAAAGAGAUUGGACAAAAAAGUUAGGUCAUGACUUGCAAAAAUACAAGGAUUCUUUUAAGCUUUCGGGGAAAGUUGGUCUUGUUAAAGAGGACAGAGAUAAUACAGAUACUGAGAGUGUCAAAUUGUCUGCCAAACAUCUAAAGUCUAAAGAUAAGGACACCCUGAUUGUCCAGCUGCAAAAGGAACAAACAAUGAGACAACAACUAGAAGAAGAGUUACAGAGGUGCAAAGAUUUCCUCCUGCAGGAAACUGAGUCUUCAGAGUCUGGGACAGAAGUUCUCCAUCAAAAUUUCAAAGACCUGGAAAAAAACAGGUCUGGGCUCAACAAGCUCAAGACGGAGCCAAAGCACUUGAAGGACCUUAAGGCUCAAAUUGUGGAGCUGGCUUCCAGGCUAGAGACUGAAACCAGAAUGAAUGAUUCCCUCUCUAAAGACAGACAGUCUCUCUCCACUGAGCUUCAAAAAUGCAAAGAUGCCCUGUUGGAGAGAUCUGAGGCCCCUGAUUCCAACACCAUGAAGGAGAACCUUUGUCAGAGAAUAAAAAAACUGGAGAAAGAAAAGUUUGAGCUGAACAACAAGCUGAAGGUUGAGCAGGAAGUGAACCAGACCCUCCACAGAGAGGCAGAGAGUCUUUUUGCAAGAGUCCAGACAGAAGAGAAGAAAAAUGGUGAUCUGGAAAGGUGGAUGAAGAGUGAAUCAGUAAAGCUUCAAAAAGAACGCAGGCAAAGACUAGAGCUGGACCUUCAGUUGGACAAACAGGCAGUCACUCACAAACGAGAGCUGGACACUCUGAAAGAGUCUAGCACUGAGCUUGACGUUCUUCAUCAGGAGGUGGAGGGUCUAAAAGCAACCAUUCUGAAGCUCUCCACCAAACUGGAGCUGGAGGAGGAGCUGAGUGAGAGCCUCCUUAUCUUAAAUGAGAGGCUUUUCUCUAGCCUGGAAACUGAGACCAAGAAGCUGGAGAAGGAGCAGAGCUGGAGACUUAAGCUGAGUGACAACCUGCAGAAACAGAAAGACGCUCAUCAUCAGGAGUUGGAGGCUCUGAGCGAAGAGCUUGAGAAGCUCAAGGUGGACAACACAGAGAUCCUGGAACAGCUACAGGUGGAGAAAGAAGCCGGGCACAAAAAGAGUCACACCUUUUUUGGACGUAGGAAGAAAACGAAAGAAACACAGGCAGAAGAUUUAGUGUCAAUGACGUCAACAACUAUGUCUCAAAGAGCCGGUGACUGAAACUAGCAUCGAGACAUGGUAUUUUUUGUUUUCUUUCUCCAAACAUCAACUAAAAUGUCGUUUCUGUGUUAUAUUUUCAUAAAACAUUUAUUUUGAAGUUUUUGUUAUUAAAAGUUUAUAUAUUUAAGAAAUUCAAGAGUUUUAAUUGCUUUUAAGCCCGUUUUUAUUUAACACUCCUAAAGGAAUGCUGAAUAUGCAAGUAAAAUACUAUCAAAAUGAAUAAAAAAUGACUCACUAACAAAAAAAGAAGCAAACAGAAGAACAACAAACUGUUACUCAUGUUACUGAAAACAAAAUAAUGUGCUCAAACCUGUCAAUAGUAUUUUAAAUGGCAUAAAACUAAUAUUAAAACACCUUGAGAAAGUGAACAUUUAAAUUACUUGUUAAGAAAUAACCUGGUUGCUUUUUUCCAUUCCAAUCUAGUUUCUGUAAUGAAACAAGACUUCAAGAAAAGAAACUGUUGUGCAAAACCAUAGUGGUAAUAUGAAUUUGACAUUACAAAAACAUAAGAGUGUGUCAAAAGUGUCUUUGUGUGUUUUCCCCAAAUUUAACCAAUAAAGCUUAACAAAAGUCAUCAUUUGUUUUAGUCAAUCUGUAACAUGACUUUGUAAAAUAUUUUUUAUAAUUUACAAAGUUUUUAGCCAUGGACAUGAAUUAAAGGUUUUACAACACCUGUUACAGUCAAUCCAGGUAAACCAUAUUUCGAUUUUUGUCAUUUUAAGUAAGUGGACAUAUUUUCGAUAAGUAAAAAUAAAUUUAAAAGUUCCAAAUAAUACAUGAAGUUGGCCAUUUUUCUCAUCAAUUUAUGAUUCACAAAAUUUAGGCUUAAAAAAACUAACUGGCCCAGCAGCACCUUAACACAGCACUUAUUUUAAGAAUAUUUUAAGUAGCGUUCUGAAAGAGCACCUCCGAUUCAUACCAUUUUUAACCUUAUUUCCUAUCCAAUAAUCACUGUGAACUGCACAACAUUCCCAGCAAUGUCCUCAACCU